Molecule: messenger RNA, 1227 nt
Organism: Ilex paraguariensis (yerba mate)
Lineage: Eukaryota; Viridiplantae; Streptophyta; Magnoliopsida; Aquifoliales; Aquifoliaceae
Source: the annotation of a GenBank genome assembly
AUGGAACAACAAGAAGAAGCCCCUCCACCGCCACUUCCGCCACCACCCACCACCACAUCCUACCUCCUCGCACCCUCAUUGGACCCUCCUCGACAGCCUGAUCAAGUCCUUUCAUAUAUAGAUUGGGUCAACCUCCUUUCCUCUCCCAGUGGGCUCCAUAAUCCAUUAUUAUCAGAAGGUAUUUCUAUGGCAACAGAAAAUCUUAUGGCUGAAGACGACAUGAACAACAACAAGGUUAAAAGAAGAGCUGGUGGUCGGAAUGGAAAAUCGACCCGGCCUCGGUUCGCCUUUCAGACUAGGAGCGCCGAUGAUAUACUUGACGACGGGUUUCGUUGGAGAAAAUAUGGACAGAAAGCUGUAAAGAAUAGCAUAUAUCCCAGGAGCUACUAUCGGUGCACACACCACACAUGCAAUGUGAAGAAACAGGCACAGGAAGAGGUUUACACGACAGGAACUGGAAAAAACGGUACAAAUCCGAUUAUACAAGACUAUGAAUUCUACAGUGCAACUCAAGAGCAAGAGCUUGGGCCAAAAUUAAAGUGGGCUGCAGCUAAAGCAACCCGCCAACCUUUCUCUCUCCCCCAAUCAAAUGGAGCCCCCCACUACUCCACUCAGUUCCCAAUGUCCACCACCACUCCUUCCUCCGCCACCUUUUCCUUCGCAUACGGUGGCGCACCACCACCACCAAACACCUCCUCUAUCUCCCUAAACCUAACUAAACUCGGCAUCGGCUAUGCCAUCGCAAUCACCCUCGGUUUUCUGGUCCUAUUCUCCACUAUCCUCCUCACUUCCUACAUAUGUUGCCGUUAUCGUCGAUCUCAAAACCCUAACCCUAAUAACUCCUCCGACGACAAUGGAAUCUAUUUACCUCGCAUUAUUUUUGUAGCAGAAGACGAUGAUGAAGAAGACAACGAAAUUGUUGCUGUUGGUCUUGAUCAAGCUGUGAUAAAUUCGUAUCCGAGAUUUGCUUUUUCCAAGGACCGUGGAAUCAGUGGUGGAAAUAGUGAUUCAAUGUGUUCGAUCUGUUUGUGUGAGUACAAGAACUCGGAGAUGCUGAGAAUUUUACCGGAUUGUAAGCAUUACUUUCACUUGACAUGUAUUGACGCGUGGUUAAAGCUCAAUGCCUCAUGUCCGGUGUGUCGGAGCUCUCCGCUGCCGACGCCGUUGUCCACGCCGCUGCAGGAGGUGGUGCCUCUGUCUCAGUACUCCGAUGGUCGGAGGAGAUGA